Pogona vitticeps (central bearded dragon) is the source of this 4487-nucleotide messenger RNA. RefSeq names its product sodium/calcium exchanger 1. Gene Ontology annotation, molecular function: calcium:sodium antiporter activity. Gene Ontology annotation, biological process: calcium ion import across plasma membrane; cell communication; sodium ion transmembrane transport. The record is from RefSeq and is a predicted model, not a curated record. Lineage: Eukaryota; Metazoa; Chordata; Lepidosauria; Squamata; Agamidae. Gene Ontology annotation, cellular component: axon; postsynapse; sarcolemma.
GAGAGAGAGAGAGAGAGAGGAGGGAGGGAGAGAUCAGCUCGCCUGCAACAUGGACAAGUGAUCUAAACAGACAACUCAGAGCCGUCUCUCCCACACCGCACGCUCCCCCCCCAACGCAACAAACACACACACAGCUUUCCUCCCGAGCCUGCUGAGCCUUUGCACGGAUCUAAGGAGCCCACGUCUCCCGACCACCAGGUUAUCUCCUCGUUCUUCACCAUGUCCCGUCGUCUCUCUCCUCGUCUGAAGGCUUCAGCCCUUCUCCUGGCUUUGUUCCUGCCUUCACCGCUGGCGACGGUGGACGACCAUUCAGGCCUGCCGGGGGGCGGGAGAGCAUCCGCAGACGGGGGUAACCAAAGUGCUAAAUGCCAGGAGGCCACUGAGUGUCAGGAAGGGGUGAUCCUCCCCGUGUGGCUCCCCCAGAACCCUUCCGUGGGCGACAAGGUAGCACGGGCCAUCGUGUACUUCGUGGCAUUGAUCUACAUGUUCCUGGGCAUGUCCAUCAUCGCCGACCGCUUCAUGGCCUCCAUCGAGGUCAUCACGUCGCAGGAGAGGGAGAUCACCAUCAAGAAGCCCAACGGCGAGACCACGACCACCACCAUCCGCAUCUGGAACGAGACCGUCUCCAACUUGACUCUCAUGGCGCUGGGCUCGUCUGCCCCGGAAAUCCUCCUCUCCAUCAUCGAGAUCGUCGGCCACGGCUUCCACGCCGGGGACAUGGGACCCAGCACCAUCGUUGGCAGUGCCGCAUUCAACAUGUUUGUGAUUAUCGCCGUCUGCAUCCACGUGGUGCCCGAGGGGGAGGUCCGGCGCAUCAAACACCUGCGGGUCUUCUUCGUCACCGCCGCCUGGAGCAUCUUCGCCUACAUCUGGCUGUACCUCAUCCUGGCCUGGUUUUCUCCUGGGGUUGUGGAGUUAUGGGAAGGCCUGCUCACUUUCCUUUUCUUCCCGCUUUGCGUGGUUCAGGCGUGGGUGGCCGACCGGAGGCUUUUGUUCUACAAGUACGUCCAGAAGAAGUAUCGCGCCGACAAGGCCCGAGGCCUCAUCAUCGAGACGGAGGGGGACAGCGGCUAUCCGAAACUGGACAUGGAGAUGGACAACUCGCUGAAAGAAGGGACAGAAGGGCUGGUGGACGGCGGGAAAGACCAGGACGACGAAGCUCGCCGAGAUAUGGCUCGCACUUUGAGGGACCUCAAGCAGAGGCAUCCGGAAAAGGACAUGGAGCAGCUCAUCGAGAUGGCCAACUACCACGUCUUGGUCCAGCAGCAAAAGAGCAGGGCCUUCUACCGCAUCCAGGCGACGCGGAUGAUGAUCGGGGCGGGGAACAUCCUCAAGAAACACGCGGCCGACCAGGCCCGCAAAGCCAUCAGCAUGCAGGAGGUGCGGCCGGAGGAAGACGAGUCGGUCACCAAAGUGGGCUUCGAGCCGGCUCACUACCAAUGCUUCGAAAACUGCGGCUCCGUCGUGCUGACCGUGGCCCGGAGAGGAGGGGACCCUAGCCGUGUCACGUUGCGCGUGGACUUCCACACCGAGGACGGGACGGCCAACGCCGGUUCGGACUACGAAUUCGCAGAGGGCACGCUGAUCUUCAAGCCCGGAGAGACGCACAAGGAGGUGAGGGUGGGGAUCAUCGACGACGACAUAUUUGAGGAGGACGAGUAUUUUUACGUCCACCUCAGCAAUGUCCGGGCUUCCUGGGCCGAGCCGGGUCCCGAACCGCCGCCUAAAGCCUCCCUGGGGCCAUCCAAGAUGGCCACCGUCACCAUCUUUGACGACGACCACGCCGGCAUCUUCACCUUCGAGGGGGCUUCCAUGCGGGUGAGCGAGAGCGUGGGCGCAGUCCGCAUCAAGGUGCUGAGGACUUCCGGGGCACGCGGGCGUGUGGCCAUCCCCUUCCACACCAUCGAGGGCACCGCGAAAGCCGGAGAGGACUACGAGGAGGUGGCUGGCAAGGUGGAAUUCCAGAAUGACGAGACCAUAAAAUACAUUGAGAUUAAAAUUAUUGACGACGAAGAGUACGAGAAAAACAAGAAUUUCCACUUGGAGCUGGGCCCACCAGAGCUUCUGGACACGGGACCCCACCAUGGCGAUUCCAACGAAAACCGGCUGCCUGAGGGGGGUGAAGACGAGGCGAUUGCCAAGAUGGGGUGCCCCAGCCUGGGAGAGCACCCCAAACUUGAAGUCGUUAUUGAGGAAUCUUAUGAGUUCAAGAGCACCGUAGACAAACUGAUCAAGAAGACGAACUUGGCCCUCGUUGUGGGGAGCAGCAGUUGGAGGGAACAAUUCGUUAGUGCCGUCACCGUCAGUGCCGGUGAUGACGAGGACGACGAUUCCGGCGAGGAGCGCCUCCCUUCCUGCUUCGACUACAUCAUGCACUUCCUGACGGUGUUCUGGAAAGUUCUCUUCGCCUUCGUGCCGCCUACCGAGUACUGGUGUGGCUGGGCGUGCUUCUUCGUCUCCAUCUCCCUCAUCGGCGUCCUCACCGCCCUGACGGGGGACCUGGCUGCCCACUUCGGCUGCACCAUCGGCCUCAAGGACUCGGUGACGGCGGUGGUUUUCGUGGCCCUUGGCACCUCAGUGCCCGAUACCUUUGCCAGCAAAGUGGCCGCCAUCCAAGACCAGCACGCCGACGCCUCCAUCGGCAACGUGACCGGCAGCAACGCCGUCAACGUCUUCCUGGGCAUCGGGGUGGCCUGGACCAUCGCAGCCGGCUACUGGGCCAGCCGGGGGGAGCCAUUCCGGGUCGAGCCGGGCACCCUGGCCUUCUCCGUCACCCUGUUUACCAUCUUUGCCUUCCUCAGCGUCGCCGUGCUCUUGUACCGACGCCGGCCCCCCAUCGGCGGAGAACUGGGGGGUCCCCGAACGCCGAAAGCCCUGGCCACCCUCCUCUUCGUCAGCCUCUGGCUGAUCUACAUUCUCCUGGCGGCUCUGGAGGCGUACUGCCAUAUUAAAGGCUUCUAAGGGACAGAUCGCGAUGGAGUCGGUGGUGGUGCUCGGAGCCUUGACUUCAUGCCACUUUGGGAGACUGACCUCCGGGUCACCUGAAAGGAGAUAUACUUUGUCCCAUGUUGGGAAUCCCGGCCUCUUCCCUGACCUCCACAGGGGCACGUCCACCUUCUGCUCUCCUUCGGAGAAAACUGUGCCCGGCAGCGACCGACCGCCGAGCCCCGGCGAAGGCGGCGCUCAACACGGAGUCGUCCUCCGUGGCCCGAGGGCCCGACUCAGGCCCACGGUUACGUGUCCGUUCCACGAGGGACCGGCGAGAGGGACCGUCCCCUCUAUUGGGAGCAGCACCGUGGAUCUCGAUCCAGCGGGAGGGUUUCCCGCCUCCAUUUAGAGAAACACAACUCCUACGGUGACCCACGCUAGCCGGGGAGAGAACUGGUGUGGGGAGAACCCCCCCCAUCAUCCUGCAACUCUAGGCGUGUUAGGGGAGGUGCAAUAGAACCUUUAAAGCCAGGCUAAUGGGCUGAUCUGAGUGAAGCCUCCACGUAGAGGAGGAAAAUAAACAGGCCCCCCCAUUCUCGCCACCCAUACAAGGGUUUGAGGGGAGGGUGGGGCUAAUUCAUCAUCUUAUACAACCACCCACCGGGCCUGGUACCUCAGAUCCUGCCCUCCUGAAGCCUGGACACCUGAACCGUGUUCAUUGUGGACUAGCGGCAUGUCUAGGCUUGUCAGCACCAAGGCAAAGGUGAUGAACAGCCUUUGCUUCCUGGCGAGAUCAUUUGUUAACGGCCAGGAGAGCUAGCCAGCCAAAUCCUGUUGGGGUGGGGAGGGCGAAGACUCCCGGUCUCCCCCCUACCCCGUUUGUUCCGUUCCAAGCACACUCAAUUCUCUCCCUUAACCCGACCCCCCCAGAACAGCACAAAAUCUCAAACAGCAAAAAAUUAUAAUAAAAUAGAGAAUAGCUGCUAGUCUUUGCAUCACCUCUCUGCUCAACCGCCCCCCCCUCGUCUCCCCAAAUUCACCACUUUCCCCCGCCUGUUUGGCUCCUUUUUUUUCCAGUACAGGAACCCAGAUGUCCAAUUUCAUUGGUAUGGUUUUGCUCACAAGAACCACCACAACUUAACGUUAUUUUUUUUAAAUAAGGGAAGUAGCCUUUGGAAACCUCUGACACUGACUGACUGGUCUGCCCUCUUCCCUGUCCCUUAAUAUGGACUCCCUUACCAUGUGCCAUAGUCACUGUGCACAGUGCUUCCUUACCUUCCAAACCCCUCCAGGGGGGAGGAUAUUGGUACAUCCCAUUCCCCCCCCCAAGUUCGCAUGGCGGCUCCUGUCCUCUCGAUCGGUCCAGUCCGGUGCGUCUUUUGAGUCACUUUUCUGUGUUUACGGUUGCCUGUUGUCUUCCGCCCCUGCCUGCCGCCUGGGAGCCCAAACGUGUAGUCCUUCCUCCUUCUCCCUUUGCCUGCAAUACGUGGGGUUUGUUUUGUGUCGUGUGUGUAUGUUUGUUUGUGUUUCUUUUUCUAAAAGUUAUUUAAAACUUCCUG